Molecule: messenger RNA, 2470 nt
Organism: Saprolegnia diclina VS20
Lineage: Eukaryota; Oomycota; Saprolegniomycetes; Saprolegniales; Saprolegniaceae
Exons: 13
Coding region: 36-2357 (773 amino acids)
Source: RefSeq, a predicted model, not a curated record
GCCAACGCCCGCACGGCGUCCAUGUCCUUUCUGUCAUGGGGGGCAGCGCGUCUGUGGGCCGCAACCUCCAAUCGUUCGAGGAUGAGCAUGUGCGCAACGAGAAGGAGACAUCGACCAAGAUCAAACCGCGCCUUAUCGCGAUGGAAAAGGAAGCUGUGUACCGCAUCAAGCCGGGCGCGGACGCCGUUGUCGACGAGAGUGCGCCACCUCCGGAAGAUGUAGCCUCGAAAAAAGACUUUUACGCGCCGCUAACUCCAUCGAUCUUUGGCAACGCGUCCCGCUCUCCUCGUCUGCGCUCGCUGAGCUACGAAAAGCUGCCACAGUCGGCCACCGAAGUUCGGAAAAGUGCUGCUGCAGGCACGGUGCCGAUCCACACUGUUGACCACACAAAGUACCUAAGGGGCUCGCUGCACGCUAAUCUCGCCAACGACAUGACAAUGGCGUUCACGAUGGACGUGCUUUUUGACCCCGUGACGAUCAAGCUCAUGGUCGCUUACUGCCACAGUAUUCCGUUCGCGUCCGACCGGCUGCUUUUCUGGGCCGACGUCCAGCACCUGCGGUCCCUUCCCAGUGCUCAGUACACGGAUCGCAUGCUCCAGAAGAUCUACCACAAGUUUGUGAGCGCCGCGGCUCCGACGCCAAUCUGUGUACCCACCAACGUCCUUCGCGAGAUCCAAAAGACGUGCGAGUCAACAGCUGGCAUCCAGUCCGCGGGCGUCUUUGCCGAGGCGCAAGCGCUUUGCCUCCGCGAUCUCAAGAAGGACGUGUUUCCUCGGUUCCGAAAGCACAAACUCUUCCACUCCAUGCAAUCGGCGUGUGAGACGCAGGCGUCGGAGAAGAAGCCUCGCUCGCGCUUUGCUUUACUCCGCGAGAAGCCUUCACUGCCAAUGUUCCAGUACGACAGCAACUACAGCUUCGAGGCUGUCAUGGCCGACAAGUGGAAGUUGCGUUACUUCAAGAGCUAUUGCAUCGAAAACAUGUCAUCCGAAAACCUCCUCUUCUUCCUCGAAGUCGACGAGUGCAAACGCCUCCCCAACCAGUCCUUCGUUCAGGCCACGGCGCGCAAGAUCUAUGACACGUACCUCAAGCCUGGUGCGAAGCGGUAUCUGAAUCUCUCCAUACGCCUGCACAAUGAGUUUGCCAUUCCGGACGACGCGUCUUUUGAGCCCUCGGUGUUCUUCGACGCACAAUACCUCGUGCUCGAGUACAUUCGCGUCGAGCUCUGGCCGCGCUUCAGCGUCUCGGAGCCGUACAUUAAAUACUGCCAAACCGAGGCCGUGUCGCCUCAACCGUGGGACGAGUACCACCCCGAAAUCUCGGCUGAGCAAAUGGAGACGCUUAUGGCCGAGCUGGAUGCAAUGAGUCCAUCCGUGCUUAUCCAACGAGCGCUGUCUGUCCCUGUCGAAGCCAUCGCCAACGCACCAAAGCCUCUGGCGCCAAACACACUCAUGCUCCUCCUCCACGACAAGCUCGGACACCGAGCCUUCAAGCAGUUUUUGUCCGUAAAGGGAAACGCCCACUACGUUGCAUUCAUCGACGAGGUCGACGAGUACGAAGGUCUACCCGGCAUUGAAUUUAUGCAGCACACGGCAAAAAAACUGUACAAAAAGUACCUGAGCGAGUCCUCCAAGCUCCAAGUCGAUACCAGCACCAAGAUGCGCCAAGAGAUCGAGACCAAGCUCUCGUCGCCAACCAUCGACAUGUUUAAAGCAGUUGUCGCCCGCGUAAAGCAGGGGCUGCUACGAGACGCCUUGCGCCGGUACCUCAAGUCGCCGAUAUACCUCGAGCUCAACCUCCAAGAUUAUAACCCAGAGUUGGCAAAGGAGCUCGACGAGGCUGUAGCACGAGGAAAGCUGGAAAUCCCGCAUCUGGAGAUCUUCCUAUCGGACGCCGCUUUCCUCGCCAACUUCAAGAGCUAUUGCAAGAGCCAGCACUGUGUCGAGAACCUCCUUUUCUGGGAAGAAGUCGAGGAAUUCCGAAGGCUGCCGUCCAACCAAAUUGUGCUGCGCUGCGCCAAAAAGAUUGUCGAAAAGUACAUCAACAUCGAGACGUCCAAAACGCCGCUGGACCUCCCCGAGCACAUGCAUGAGUUCCUCACCGACAACCUCGAGCACGUCGACCGCGCCUACUUCCACGACGCCGUGGCCGAGGUCAUGGACACUCUCCGCUCCAUUGAGCUCCCAGAUUUUCUCGACUCGCCUCUCUUCAUGGUGCUCGUUGGGUCGUGGGUCACGAUGGACCAAGCGUACGCGGUGCAUCACCUCCACAACGACCUUGAAUCAGCGUACUUUCGGCACCGGUUCCACUACAUUUGCGAGGCCAAGAAGGAGAAAAACCGGGAUGAUGCGCUCGGGUAGUGUUGUGAUUACGUUGUUAUAAACCGAAGUAUUUUCGCCGACAUGCGCAACUACGCCUGGUGGCGACUGUCCUCGUCGUCGUCGACACCAACCCACGACUCGAAAGCCAUGAG